Messenger RNA from Rhododendron vialii, 1674 nucleotides. RefSeq lists its product as uncharacterized. The transcript has 9 exons. The coding region runs from base 240 to 1469 and encodes 409 amino acids. The record is from RefSeq and is a predicted model, not a curated record. NCBI's taxonomy places the organism in Eukaryota, Viridiplantae, Streptophyta, Magnoliopsida, Ericales, Ericaceae.
AUCUGUACCAAUAUCCUUUUCGUUGUUUUUCUCUUCUCCGUGACCUCGGAAAGAAGCUAUUGCAAAACCAAAAGGGUGCAGCUAUGGUUUCAGGAACCCUCGAUUCGAUUCACUGACCAUAACUUCUUCCCUCUAGGGUUUAUCAUUCUCUACCUCGUACCCCCUCAACUCUUUCUAAGAAACAGGUUCAAUUGUUAUUUCCCCCCCCCCCCCCCCUCCCCCCCUUCUUUUACAGUCGCAUGGAAGCUCUAGCAAGUUCAGUUUUCGUUUCCAAAUUAUCAGAGACGAUUCCGGUUAUUUGUGCACCCCAUUCUUCGAUCAGAUCACCAAAUAAACUUAUUGGGUCUCUGAAAUUUCGUGAUACGACGCCGCGGGUUUGUGGGUCUCGUGUUCUUGCGCUUGCUCGGGAAGCAUCAGACGGAGGCGAUGAAGAGAUACGGUUUGAGAAUAAUGGGUCCAGUUUAAUUUCUGAAAAGAUUGCAUCUUUGUCUCAGGGUGAUCCGGACUACAAUCAAGAGGGUGAAAAGGAAGCAAAUGAGACACGAAAGAUGGGGACACCUUUAAUCGUCCCAUCUGGAAGUGGAGCAGGGGGAGGCUCAAGGGCUGGGCUAUUCAGAACUCCCAUAUCUGGUGGAGUCCAGAGUGCAACGUCAGCUCAUGGUUUACCUCGACCUGCCUUAGCAGUGCGCAAUCUGAUGGAGCAGGCUAGAUUCGCUCAGUUGUGUACGGUAAUGUCUCGGAUGCACCACCGAAGAGAAGGAUACCCAUUUGGUUCACUGGUAGAUUUUACACCAGAUUCAAUGGGACAUCCAAUAUUUUCAUUUUCACCAUUGGCCAUUCACACGCGAAAUCUGUUGGCUGACCCGAGAUGCACUCUUGUUGUGCAGAUACCUGGAUGGAGUGGCUUGUCCAAUGCGAGGGUAACCAUAUUCGGCGAUGUCUUCCCUCUUCCUGAACACGACCAGGAAUGGGCUCAUAAACAGUAUAUGACCAAACAUCAACAAGGGCCUUCUCAACAAUGGGGGAACUUCUACUAUUUUAGGAUGCAGAACGUAAGUGACAUAUACUUCAUUGGAGGCUUUGGCACUGUUGCUUGGGUUGAUGUCAAGGAAUAUGAGACUCUUCAGCCUGAUAAGAUCGCUGUGGAUGGGGGUGAACAGAACUUGAAGGUGGGCUUCUUGGAUUCGAGUAGACAUUAUCUCAAGUUCAAUCAUCUUAAAACUAAGGAGCUCAAUGCUAUCUUUUCAAAACCCCUAAAAGAGGUAUUGUCCAGCGAGAUGGAAGUAGAUGAUGCUGCUCUUAUAUCAAUAGACAGCAAGGGAAUUGAUAUCCGAGUUCGGAUAGGGGCCCAAUUCAACAUGCAGAGAUUAUCCUUUGAAGAGGGGCAUGCAAUUGAAACUCUAGAGGAAGCUAAGGCGGCACUUUGGAAACUAAUCAACAAAGGUCGAGUUUACAAUUUGCCAAAAUAACAAAAGUUUCACAAUUUGCGGAAAUAGAAGAAGUAUUGUCAUGUGGUGUUACUCUUUCUUAUUGUCAGAGGUCCUGUUUUAGGUUUUGUUUUGUUUUUUUCCGACUUUUAUUUUGGGACAAGGUAUUUUGAUAAUAACUACCAGUUUUGUACCCUGCAAAAUGUGUAGUAUAAUAGAUAUGAUGAUGUCUGUCUUUGUUUUGCAA